Messenger RNA from Penicilliopsis zonata CBS 506.65, 1731 nucleotides. RefSeq lists its product as hypothetical. Gene Ontology annotation, biological process: DNA repair. The transcript is spliced from 2 exons. The record is from RefSeq and is a predicted model, not a curated record. Gene Ontology annotation, molecular function: zinc ion binding; DNA binding. Bases 338 to 1600 code for a protein of 420 amino acids. NCBI's taxonomy places the organism in Eukaryota, Fungi, Ascomycota, Eurotiomycetes, Eurotiales, Aspergillaceae.
CUUCCAACACCCCCGCAAUUCAUUUCAAUCUGCUCUCGACAGGCUGCUUCAACUACCCUGGCAGCGUUCUCAUGGCCAGUAUCCAGUCCUGUCUAAGAGAUUCCUACCGCCGUGUAACCCCCAUGGGUUUUUUUCGAUCCAGCUAUCGUUUCAGCCUCACACCUCUCACGGCAAUCUCACGGCGAUCAUUCUCUAGUCCUGUCUCGGUGAGAGACAGUACGAGCAGACAAUACAGAGCAAAGGGAUUUGAUUGAUACUUGGUACGCUUUAAAAAGGGCGUCUGGUCUUGCCUUUGAGGUUGAUUUUUGGCAGUCAUAAGAUUCCGAGGUUGUCGAAAAUGGAGUCGGGUAAUGGCUAUGAGGAACCGGUCGACCUACGCGCACUGGACUAUGUUUCCAGCUAUGAUGACCAUCUGAUGUGCCCUAUAUGCCGUUGCCCAUUUAUCCGACCAGUGCGUCUGCAAUGCGAUCAUGUUUUCUGUCAGAAGUGUUUAAACACCGCCAUGACGACCGGGUUGGAAGUGUUCACCUGUCCGACCUGCCGCGCUCCGCCACAAGACGUGUUCCAGAAUGUUCCUCGUAUCUUGACCAAUAUGUGCGAUGAGAUCCGGGUAAGGUGCCCCUUUGUCAGCGAAGGGUGUCAGGAGAUUGUCCCUCGAGGCCAUGUCCAGUCUCACGUCGAUAAGUACUGUGGCUAUAAACCUAUCGAGUGUCCAAGCCCACUCUGCAACAAAAAGAUCAGGAGGAAAGACCUUCCUUCUGACGAUCGGUGUCUUCAUGAGCUGCAUGUAUGUUCUCUCUGUGAGGCAGAGAUCACAGAGCAGGACUACGACGAACAUGUGAAUGAACUCUGCCCAUAUCUGAAAAUGACAUGCCCUGACUGUCUGGCGACCAUGUUUCGAAACGCGUUGAAAGAACACAUCGAUGUCUGCCCCGAGGCCAUACAUCCCUGUGCGGCGUCCAAAUAUGGGUGUCCCGUGAAGAUCAAGAGAGCGGCGCUCAUAACCCACGAAAAACAAUGUCCGUUAUUAAUGAUGAGCCCUUAUUUCGAGGCCCAGAACUCGCGACUGGAAUCGCUUGAGUUGAAGAUCAGUCACCUCCAGCAGCGUAACGAGAUCUUUGAGGAGGGGCUGGCCAAACUUCAGUCUACCUUGAUGGAGUCUCCACAGACCAAUAAUUCUUCAUCAGACGCCUCUGAUAACCAACAGCCUCGGGAUGACCGCUUUUCAUACCAAUCGAAUGCCAACACAUACCUUCUUUCUUUGCACGAGUCCCUCCGAGAAGAAGUUGCGCGGAUGUCACAGGCAAUCACAGACCUGGAUGCUCGCGCCAGUAUGACUAUCAUGAACGAAUGUCUGCGAAUCAAAGAGGACAUGGCCCACACCAACGCUGCUGUCGGUAGUGUUCGAAUGCAAGUGCAAUGGCUUAUGAAUCCUCGGUUGCACCACGGCCAGCGAGUCGCGAGUGUGCGGGCAAGUGGCACCGGCUCGUCCGAGCAGGGUUCAAGCAAUGCAGUCGCACCAUCCCCAGGCUUACCAUCCUCAGGCACUGUCCGAGCGAGGAGACUAAGCGAUAGUGGGCGCGAGGGAACGAAGCUGUGAUUGGCGACUGCUGAUGAACAGUUCCAUGGCGAAUGUGGUUAAUUGGCGUCUAUAUCUAUAUCUUACAUUGUUGGGGGGGCAUUGGCGUCUAAUUGGAGUCUUAUAUGAUUCCCCGUCUCGGCUGAUUUUUA